UCCAAACAAAGACAGGUUAUCACAUGGACCCGAGAGCUGCCUGGGAAAAGCAGGAGCCGCAGUUAUCAAAGUUGGACGCUUGAUGAAAUAUGCUUUUGUCUCCGUUUCUGUUGCGCUCAAUCAGGUCAACAAGUGUUGGCUAAGUGUUGAGCGCGGUUUCCUGUGGAUUGUGUAAGGCCUUGCAGGACAAUGAGUGUUCUGGGGCCACUGAGUAAUGUGGCCGUUUCUGACCCAGCAGCCGGGAAAAUGUGAGACUCUCUGCUGCAGCUGGAAGGAGGACAGCUGGGCCCACGUUCCCGCAGGCGCAGGACUGCACCGCCGGGCCCGGGGCAGCAGAACCAGCCAACAUGGAUGACAACAUGGACACAAAAUCCAUUCUAGAAGAACUUCUUCUCAAAAGGUCACAGCAAAAGAAGAAAAUGUCGCCUAAUAAUUACAAAGAGCGGCUUUUCGUUUUGACUAAAACAAACCUCUCCUACUAUGAAUAUGACAAAAUGAAAAGAGGCAGUAGAAAAGGAUCAAUUGAGAUUAAGAAAAUCCGAUGUGUGGAGAAAGUAAAUCUGGAGGAGCAGACCCCCGUGGGGAGACAGUACCCAUUUCAGAUUGUCUAUAAAGAUGGGCUUCUCUAUGUGUAUGCAUCGAAUGAAGAGAGCCGAAGUCAAUGGCUGAAAGCACUACAAAAUGAGAUAAGGGGCAACCCCCACCUGCUGAUCAAGUACCACAGUGGGUUCUUCGUGGACGGCAAGUUCCUGUGCUGCCAGCAGAGCUGCAAAGCGGCCCCAGGAUGUACUCUCUGGGAAGCAUAUGCUGAUCUGCACGUUGCACCCAAAGAAGAAAAACACAGAGUUCCUCCCAUCUUCCCAGACAGAAUGCUGAAGAUUCCUCGAGCAGUUCCUAUUUUCAAAAUGGAUGAACCAUCUUCAAGUACCACUCUGGCCCAGUAUGACAGUGACUCCAAGAAAAACUCUGGCUCCCAGUCAAAUGUCAACACGCGAUAUACUCCAAGAGAAGACUGCCCUGACUGGUGGCAAGUAAGAAAGCUGAAAAGCAGUGAAGAUCUUGCAGGCGGUAACCACAGAGAAAGAAAUGUGGUAAAUCACAGCACGUCAAAGAUGUCAUGGGGUUCCCCUGAGUCAAGUUCAUCUGAAGAAGAAGAAGAAGAAGAAGAAAACCUUGAGGACUAUGACUGGUUUGCAGGUAACAUCUCCAGGUCACAAUCUGAGCAGUUACUGAGACAAAAGGGAAAAGAAGGAGCAUUUAUGGUUAGAAAUUCCAGCCAGGCGGGAAUGUACACGGUGUCUCUCUUCAGUAAGGCUAUGAAUGAUAAAAAAGGAACGGUCAAGCAUUACCAUGUGCAUACCAACGCUGAGAACAAAUUGUACCUGGCAGAAAACUACUGUUUUGAUUCCAUUCCCAAGCUUAUUCAUUAUCAUCAACACAAUUCAGCAGGCAUGAUCACACGACUCCGCCACCCUGUGUCGACCAAGGCCAACAAGGUUCCCAUCUCCGUGUCCUUGGGAAGUGGAAUCUGGGAGCUGAAAAGAGAAGAGAUUACCCUGCUGAAGGAGCUGGGAAGUGGCCAGUUUGGCGUGGUCCAUCUGGGCAAGUGGCAGGGCCAGUAUGACGUUGCUGUUAAGAUGAUCAAGGAAGGCUCCAUGUCGGAAGAUGAGUUCUUCCAGGAGGCCCAGACCAUGAUGAAACUCAACCAUCCCAAGCUGGUGAAAUUCUAUGGAGUGUGUUCCAAGAGAUACCCUAUCUACAUAGUGACUGAAUAUAUAACCAAUGGCUGCUUGCUGAGUUACUUGAAGAGUCAUGGGAAAAGACUGGAACCCUCCCAGCUCUUAGAAAUGUGCUAUGAUGUUUGUGAAGGCAUGGCCUUCUUGGAGAGCCACCAGUUCAUACAUCGGGACUUGGCUGCUCGGAACUGCUUGGUGGACAGUUAUCUCUCCGUGAAGGUGUCUGACUUUGGAAUGACGAGGUAUGUUCUUGAUGACCAGUAUGUCAGUUCGGUGGGAACCAAGUUUCCGGUCAAGUGGUCCGCCCCAGAGGUGUUUCACUACUUCAAAUACAGCAGCAAGUCAGACGUAUGGGCGUUCGGGAUCCUCAUGUGGGAGGUGUUCAGCCUGGGGAAGCAGCCCUACGACUUGUACGACAACGCGCAGGUGGUCCUGAAGGUCUCCCAGGGCCACAGGCUCUACCGGCCCCAGCUGGCGUCGGACACCGUCUACCAGAUCAUGUACAGCUGCUGGCACGAGGCAAGUGCCCCCACGGGGCGGCAGGGGUGCCAGGCCCUGGGGUGGGUGCCGCUCCCCGUGGAGGAAGCACUGUGGGGGGAGGGCGCCUGCCGCGGAGCGGCGGGAAAGGGCCCGAGCCCCUGCCCGCAGGUGUCUGUGAUCUGCAACCCGCACCGUAGGCGCCAGCAAUCUAACAAGCUUCCAGAAAAGCGUCCCACAUUUCAGCAACUCCUAUCUUCCAUUGAACCACUUCGGGAAAACGACAAGCCUUGAAGAAGAAAUUAGGAGAUCUGAUGAGAAUGAUGAUAAAUAUUGGCCAACAUUUUCAUUCUUUUUAAGGAAAGUAGCAAAACACAGACACUGUAAUUUGGCUAGUCCUUCUCUCUGUGCUGUUUCUUCUAUUUUCUAGAAAUGAGCAAGGUAGGAAACAAAAAAUUUCCUAGAAAUGUAGGUCACAUUAGUAAUUUUGUUUAUGCUGCUUUUAAUAUUACACUUCCCAGCCUUUAGCAAAAGCACAUUUUCUGAUUAAAAAAUAGACAGGAUGUGUACCAUGUGUAAAGAUUGAACAGAAUUGAAAAAUCAUGUGUUGGAUAUUUGUUCUUUUCUCAGUAUCAUCACUAUCAUGAUAAUUAAAUGUUAUUAACAAGUAUGGAAAUGGCAACACUUGCCUUCAUGUUUCAAUGUUCUCAAUCUGUAGCGUGCAUGAGAAUCAAAUGGAGAGUUGAUUUAAAACACAGGUUCCUUAGGAACUGGCCCAGAGAUUCUGGUACAGCAGGUCUGAAUGCAGCCUGAGAAUUUGUUUUU
Messenger RNA from Phacochoerus africanus (Common warthog), 3038 nucleotides. RefSeq names its product BMX non-receptor tyrosine kinase (gene BMX). NCBI's taxonomy places the organism in Eukaryota, Metazoa, Chordata, Mammalia, Artiodactyla, Suidae. The record is from RefSeq and is a predicted model, not a curated record. Gene Ontology annotation, biological process: intracellular signal transduction; adaptive immune response; B cell receptor signaling pathway. The transcript has 19 exons. Gene Ontology annotation, molecular function: ATP binding; non-membrane spanning protein tyrosine kinase activity. Bases 348 to 2507 code for a protein of 719 amino acids.